CCAACAUAGGUAGGUUGUUUAAUCAGUGGACUGUCAUAUUCGUUUCGAAAAGUGCGAAUCAGGAAGCAACAGAACAUGACAGGAUUUAUUAAGUAUUUUGGCCUGGGUGCCAUACUUUCUGCAGUACAAGUUACGGGGAUAGAUUUCACUAUUUCAAAGGAUAAAGUUGUGAUUGGAAGUACAGGAACAUUAACAAUGAGAUGUGAUGUCAUUGAGAACGAUGUUGCCACCAUCUACAUUAUUCAGAUACGACGAGAAACUACGCCAGGAUCAGGUAGUUUUGAAACAUUAGUGAUAAUGGAAUCAGGAACAACUGAAACUCCUACAUUAAGCGAAUCAAUUAACAACAACAAAAAUUUCAUUGCUGGUGGCAGUUAUGAGAAUACACCCAGUAACACAUACCUGACAGUGAGUAUGAAUAUUAGUAAGUUGGUGUGCAACGAUGCCAGGGCUUACAGAUGUGAAUUGACAUAUAAAGGAACUUCUGGUAGUGUACUUACAGUGGUAAAGAAUGGUACCUUUUCAGCCUAUGUGUACCCUCAAAUACGUCUGUUAGAAGGGAGGAGAAAUGAUGUUAUAGUACAGGGAUCAUCAUCUACAAAUCAAGCAGCAUUUGACGUUGGUGAUGUAUUGAAACUUUCUUGCACAGCUACUAUUGGAAGUUUACCAGCAACCACAAUCAGAUGGCGAAAGACUUCUGAAAUAGAACAAACAGAUGAGUUUAUUGGGUAUCAACCACCAGCAGGAUCAUUUGAUGAGGGCACUGCAAUAAGUGACAAUCAGUGUGGUUAUACCCGAAUAGCAACAGUUACAUACAACACUACAGUCGCUGAUGCAAAUAGGGAUAACAACCUAGCAUUUGAGUGCUAUGUUUCUGUUAGUGGAGAUCCUUACGGAACAACGUAUCAAACACAAAACAAUCCUAAGUUUUAUGCUGACGUCAGUGGCGGUGACCAGGCAAACGGAG
Mercenaria mercenaria is the source of this 967-nucleotide messenger RNA. RefSeq lists its product as uncharacterized. NCBI's taxonomy places the organism in Eukaryota, Metazoa, Mollusca, Bivalvia, Venerida, Veneridae. The record is from RefSeq and is a predicted model, not a curated record. The annotation marks the transcript as partial. The transcript is spliced from 4 exons.